CUAGAAAUGAAUCACUGUUCGUAAUUGAAUCCCAACCUCAGACAUUUCAAUUUGUGUUCUCUAUCCUGCAUACAAUAUGCAUCCAGCUCCUCUGGUGGCGAGAGUUCCUGCGAGGAAGGACGAAUCCACAAGCCACACUUGAGACCCGUAGAACCACCAACCAUAGUUCUUGACCCGGAUAUGCCCAUAUUGCUGUCCAGUGACCCGGACUACUCAUCCAGCAGUGAGCAUUUCUGCGACAUGGUCAUUUACAUCGGGCCUGGUGGGGCCGCUAUUUCAGACAGAGAGUUCAGCGACAACUAAAGCCCACCUUCCUUUGUUCCAAUUAUUCCCUCACUAAACAGGAAGCGCUGCAAAGACACCCAACGGCCAGAGGUGGAAUACUUCAAGUGCAACACAUUUGCGGAGCUCCAAAAGAGACUGGAGUACAUUGAUGGCAGCGAGGACCCAGCUGCCUUCACUGGGAGGGCAAGGGGGCACAAAUAGCCCCAAUGACUCACAGUGGGCCUACCAAAAGCCCAGAGGAGGCUCUGUCCCCUAAAGCUGUUAAAUCCCCCUUCCAAAAGCCCCUUAUUAGCACAACAACCACCCACACAGCUGCCGGUAAAUUUGAGCACGGACAUUCCAAAUUGUCCUCGGAUGGGGGAGUCCAAGAGAGUCAAAAAUGGACAAGUGCAGAUGGGGAAAAGGUUCUGACCUGUGUGGUUAAACCCAGCAGGGUUUUGUCUCAAGAUUCAGAGUCUUUGGUGCGAGAGAAGGUCUACCUCAACAAAGGACCUACUGUACCUAAGCUCUCUUUCUCAAGAUCCUCCAGAACACCCUCUCAGAGCCCGGAUGCCAUCUGCCGUGCACCCCGUUGGCAUGAGUCAGCAGGCCCUAAGGCAAGGGGUCCCCAGUCUAGGAGAGGGCCCAUCAUGGCAGGAGUCCCAUUGGGGUGAGCCAUCUUCCUGGAGAGGGAUGUCUUGAGGACCACGGUCACCCUGCAGCAGCCUGUUGAGCUGAAUGGGGAAGGUGAGCUGGUGUUUACAGUGGUGGAGCACCUGCCCAUAGGCCUGGUCCCAGAUAAUGGGCGGCCCUCCAGCAUCAGCAGCUUCAACAUUGACGGCUCCCUUCAGGCCCUGGCCUCAGGACCCCGUCCUUUCAGCAUCAUUAGCAGCAUCAAUGAUGAGUUUGAUGCUUACACAGUUCAAGAGGGUGCAUCUGGGGUGAGCUCUGAGAUGACCACAGCCUCACAGGAGGAGCUAUUUGCCCAUCAUGGUAGCAGACAGUCUUCCAUCGGCUCUUGGCAGAGCGAAGUGAGCACGUGCUCACUGGAGAGUGAAGGCACCCACUCGUCAGGUAGAUUACUACAGAGAGAUAUGUGCAUGGCACCGGAGAACACCAAAAUAUUGUCCCCCACUGGUAUAUUCCAGAGGGAACCUUUCUUGCAGCAUAGUGUUAAGAGCUCACAAAAUGAGUUGGACAGUGACCCCGCCACCCCAAGCAAUCUGUGCCUAACUAAUUGCCCACCUUCUCCUUACUCUAACAAAGAAUUCUCUGAGGCUAUAAAGAGAGAGCCAAAACUCUGAACAACUCAGCAUCUUCUCAGAUCCCACACCAUGCUGUUCACUCCAGUCUUCCCAAGAAAACCAAGCCUACCGCAUUAGUUGCUCCAAGUUGCAGCAGGCAGAAAGGCAAGCAAAAUGACCUCUGUUUGCAUGGGGACGUCCAUUCGGAUCCAAGAAUGACUGAAUCCACUGUGGCAAGUAAGACACCCAGAAACAGCAUGAGUGGCAUCUCUUUCAGGAAGCCAGGAGGAAACAGCAACAGUGUACCUCGACCACCAAAGGCACAGUUAUCCUCCUCGACUCAGAGGGUGGCUGAUGGUUGUGAGGAGACCAUGAGCAGGAUUCCACACCUCAGGCGAGGUGCCACCACUCUUGGCACAGUCUCAGUCCCUCACAGUUCCUCUGAAUCAAAAAGGGCCGCGAUGGCACUUCAGAAACUGAUAGUAUGAUAUUCGCCUCUUUGGGAAAGAGGGAAAAUGGACAGAAAAGCAACAUGCUUCUAAAAUCUGGUUCCGGCAGCAUCUCUUCUACUGCUCCACCUGUUUGCAAAUCAAGCCUCGUUCAAAAUACAAGGAUAAUCUUAUCUCCUAGUGCCUUAAGGGCAGCCAGCGAUGCUGCAAGGUCCUUAUUACAUAAAACAUCAGUCUCUGAGGAGGAAUUUAAUGUUCGAUUGAGAAGGGAUUUGUUUAGCUAUAAAACAUCCAGCUUGAAUACUGACCUUGGCUCAGGCAUGACAGUGUCAAGCCUGAAGACACGAGGAGACAAAGGCGAUUCUGGAAGGUACUAUGGUAGCUUGAUGUCCUUGGAGAGAUGUGACAUUAUAACCAUAGUGGGGUCCAAACCUGGCCUGUCGAGAGAGAAUAGCGGCAGUACAUUAGGAGGCAAUGGAAAAUCCAAUAGAUCUGUGCCAAGACUUGGGGUCCCCAACUCUACUACUUCCAUGCCCACUGCUACCUCUCCUCCUUCCUCUACCACCUUUGCAAUGACAAGCAAGUUGGGACAGCUCAAAGUUAAUGUUAGUCCCAGGAACAUGGUUUCCAGAGGAUCAAAGGCUAGAACAUUGGCUGCCAGCAGUACUAAGACCAUUAGCACCUCCACCAAAUCCCUCGAUGCUCCAACAGCACGCAAUGCUAGCUUACCUCCAACUGGGAAAUCCGCAGCUCGGUCUGUGGCAGGGGUCAAUGGCAAGCCUGGCAGGGGCACUAUCAUGGGCACCAAGCAGACCAUCCGGGCUGCCAACAGCCGAGUUAGUGAGCUUGUGGAGGGAAGCCCAAGGAAACACCUAAGCAGGGGUUCAAGGGCUGUUGGGAAGAACAACGAUAGCAAGCCAAGCGUCAGCAGGUCCCCUGCCAGCCCGCCGCUACCUUCGCCCUAUAGCAAGAUUACAGCCCCGCGGAGGCCCCAGCGUUACAGCAGUGGGCACGGCAGUGACAACAGCAGUGUGCUCAGCGGGGAGCUGCCACCCGCCAUGGGGCGCACCACGCUCUUCUACCAGAGUGGGGGCAGCAGCGGGUAUGAGAGCAUGAUCCCAGACAGCGAGACCACAGCCAGCGCCUCGUCAGCCCACAUUCCAUGAGCGAGAGCGAGGUGUCCACCUCCAAUAGGAGUAGAGUGUCGAGUGUUAGUUACACCGAGAAAGUUCUGUAACAAUAUCCAGACAGCUAUAGCACAUCAAACACAACUCAUGAUCUCAUGAACUUACUUGUGAAAUACUUUUAAAAAAUUAUCAAAUUCAACAAUAGGAGCUAUACAUAUUCAAAUACUUAUAAUUUGGACUAUAUGUUUUUCUUUGAUAUGUGAUCAAAUACAGUAUACAGUACAUACAACAUUUUCUGUAGCUUUCUCACUCUAGUAGAUUAUUUCUGUUCUAUUGAAAAGUGUGGAUGGGUGACAUCCCUUCUGCUUAAAACAACAUUCCAUGCACACUGAAGCGAGUAAAGGUGCAUGUUUUCAUUCACUGUAUUUUAUUGUAUGAAUUUGCCUUGCACAUGGAUAUCUCACAAACUGUACAUAGCUAUUUUUCAUAGACCUAUGAAUAUAUUUAAAUGCACAGUAUGUCCUCCACCUAGCAUGAUCAUAAAUCUCUAUUCAAGUCCCGCUGCAGAAAACACUCAUAAAAAUCAUUCAGAUUCACGUGCCUAUUCUAUGUAAUUCAUAACAGCAACAGAUAGGAUCUAGUGCCUAAUGCAAAUGUAAUCAGUGCUUGCCGAAGGAUAUGUGAUCCUGGCUGGCUCAAUGCAUCAGCCUGUGUAUCUUGGCACGUUUUUGCCUCAUGCAUAUUUCAAGGCAGUGCCUCCGCUAGAAUAUUCCUAGUGUUCAUAUCCAACUCCAACUAACAGCCAUACCCCAAUGACUCACUCCCUUGUUCCAGGGCUCCAGCGGCGUCGUCUCAUCCCUGCUCCCCUGCCGGACACCUCCUCCUUGGGCAGGAAUGCUGGCGUCCCGGGACAGUGGAUGGACCUGGGAAAUUAGUAAUCCCACAAUGAAUUGUAACGGACCGCCAAUAGAGGGCUCAAGGACAGUGACAUUCUUUUACAUAACCUCGCCUGUCAAUUGAAGCAAAUUUUGGCUCAUAUCCAGGAGGAGAAAAUAAGCAUAAAUGCUAGAUAUCAGACCACGUUCCUAUAGCAAUAAAUCUGUAUCCAUAUGAAAUUGCACUUUAACUUUACACUUGCUAUAAUAUUAUCACACUUAUGUUUCUGUCAAAUUCUUAAGCCUCCUACUACUAAUCCCCAGUCAUUUUCUUGCAUUUCUCUGGAUUUCAUUGUAGCUCAUUGCCUAACUGAUUGAUUAAGCACAUAAUAGAUGGAAUUAAAUUAAGCCUAUUCUAUGGGUCUAAAUCAGUAUGCAAUCAGAUCAAUUUAAGGAACUGGGAGUUAUAGUCUGAAUUUUCUAACUAACUCAUAUCACUGCACUGCAGAUUAAUACAAUAACAGCAUUUAUACUGUACAUAAGGAUGACCUUCUAUGAAAGCGUGCCAAGACAAAGACUGCCCAUGACCACAAGUUCUUUCCCAUUCUUUCCCAUUAACCACAAAGGCUAUGUGAAAUAAAAAAUAAAUAAAUUGCCUCCAAUGAAGCAUCAUCUCUGGAUCCAUUUGCAGGCUUUGUCACGUCCGAGAUUGAAUCAAAGCCAUUAGUAAAAA
This is a messenger RNA of Salmo salar (Atlantic salmon), 4692 nucleotides long. The record is from RefSeq and is a predicted model, not a curated record. NCBI's taxonomy places the organism in Eukaryota, Metazoa, Chordata, Actinopteri, Salmoniformes, Salmonidae.